AUGGACUGGGACGCGCUGCAGCUGCGCCGCCUGCGCCCGCCCUUCCGACCCAAAGUGUUCUGCCGCGACAUGGACUGGGACGCGCUGCAGCUGCGCCGCCUGCGCCCGCCCUUCCGACCCAAAGUGGUGAGUACCGCGUACUUAGGGUCUAGUUCUGCCGCGACAUGGACUGGGACGCGCUGCAGCUGCGCCGCCUGCGCCCGCCCUUCCGACCCAAAGUGGUGA
Molecule: messenger RNA, 225 nt
Organism: Arctia plantaginis
Lineage: Eukaryota; Metazoa; Arthropoda; Insecta; Lepidoptera; Erebidae
Source: the annotation of a GenBank genome assembly